CAGGUGUCCCACCGGGCACGUCGUCGUCCGAAGGUGCAACGCGACCGCGGAUACGGUGUGCUGUCUGCCGGCCCCACGAGACCCUGAAUGCGUGGAGAUGGUGACCGUGGUCCCGGGCCGGGGGCGUGCCUCCUCCAUCAGCCCGAGCUCCGUGAAGCUGCCUCAAAACUCAGUAUCCAGCAUGCCGUCAAAUCAGGACAGAAGUGCAGAGUCUUCAGUACCUAUGAGAGGAAAUCCGAACCAGCCCGAAGACAGCGUGGACAUCCCGACUGAGGCCCCUGCCGUCACCAGGGCCCUGCAUAGCCUGUAGGAUGUCAACGGCCCACAGGCUGUGGCAGGCGAAGGAUCCCGGGCCCUGGAGUGGUCCCCACAGCCCGACCCCCCUGCCCCCGCGGAGACGGCCGAGCUCCCCGUGGACCUGGAACAGGCAGGACAGUUGUGAGUCUGGAAGUUAAGAGAGAUGACAACAGCAUCUGUCCCAGCGAGGCUCCUCUCCCAGGGUUCAGUCGGCAGGGAAACCCCUGGGGAGAUCUGCACCCUGAUUUCGGGGGGGACCCUGCGUGCCACGAGGUGAGCAGCAGAGCCUGGCCUGGAGGCCGUGUGUGCACCCAGUGUCCCCCACAGUGGGGCUCAGGCAGCGUGGCUCCGCCAGCCCCACGCGGUGUCCUCACUCUGCCGGGACCAGGUGCCAGAGGGGUGGGGCUGGGUCUUUGCUGCCAUCUUAAAUGACUAUAAACCGAGAGGCUUAAAACCAGAGUCACACUGUCUCACAGUCUGGGGGCCAGGAGUCGGGUCAAGAUUCACAGGCCUGGUCCCUCGGAGGCUCCCGGAGGGUCCUUCCGUCCCUCUGCUAGCCGUGGCCGCUGGCAGCCCUUGGCGGGUAAACCCAUCCCUCCAGUUUCUGCCGCGGUCAUCCCAUGUCCUCCUCCUCCGUGUAUCUGCGCCUGUCUCUCCUCUCUUGGGAAUAAGUUGCUGCGGUUUGAAGCCACUCAGUCAAGGGUCACAUGUUCUAGAACGACUCAUUGUGACACUGUGCAAGCUCCCCUCCAUCUGCUGGUCCCUGUGGCUUUGUCUGUGGUGUCCUUUCAUAAACGAAAUCUUGGUAUCAGUGGAAUCAGGUCCAUCAGGUUUGAACCUCACCAGCCGUAGGUUUUACAUCUUGUUUGAGAAGUCCUUCACAUGCCCCAGUCACAGAUCCUUGACACUGACCUGCGUCUUCUUACUCAGCUUUACAAUUUUCUGGUUUUCAUUUGCAUGUUUAAUGCCCACGGACUUCCCUUCUGUGUACUAUAUGAGGUGACUAUGGCAACAGCGGAGACCAUGUGUCACCCAGACGAAUAUGAGGUUCCAGGCAAGCCUUCUUGCAGCAGAGUCUGCCCGGCUGGCUAUCACGUAAGCAGACCCAUAAGCCAGGACCACCCCAUCGGAGCCUGCUCGCCGUGCGAGCCUGGAACUUUCAGAGCUCAUCCCAGCGUGGAGACCCAGUGCAUGCUGUGUGCCCAGUGCAGAGAGGAUCAGGAAGUGGUGAAGCGCUGCUCCCCGACCAGCGACCAGGAGUGCCAGUGCCGGCAGGGCAAGUUCUUCUGCGACUCCGUGGACUGCACAGAAAGCUGCAUCCGGUGCUCAAGUUCUGGAGACCGGAAGCCGGAAAUCGAGGUGUCGGCAGGGCCAGGCUCCCGCCAUAGGCUCUCGGGAAGAAUCUCUCUCGCUUCCUCGGCUUUGCCGGCACUCCUUGGCGCUCCUUGGCUUGUGGACGCAUCGCUUCAGUCUCUGCUUCUGCCUUCCAGGGAUCUUCUCCCGUGCGCUCUGUCUCAGCAUCUUCACAUGGCCUUCUCUCUGUGUGCAUACAGUUUCCCUCUUGUGAGGAUGCUGCGUGGCCCAGCCUGGGUGCCGGGAAGACUGCCGUCCGCCCCGCCAGUCCCCUCCAGGCUCCGCCGCCUGCUGGCCCCGGGGUGUAUGUGCAGCUGCCCCCACGCCCCCCUGAGCUCGUCCCGGGACGCAGGGCCUCUUGCUGCCCUGCUGACAGGUCAGACCUGCUGCUGCUUCGAGGGACCAGAGCAAGAUCCCCCGCGGCCUCUGAACCCAGGGUUCCAUGUGAACAGGAAUGGAAACCCGGGGUCACCAUGGGCCUGCUGGUAUAAGGAUGUGCACACUUGCACUACCAUCUACUUCAUCACCGUCAUCAUCCUCAUCAUCAUCAUCAUCAUCGGCUCAAUUCCUGUAUGCUAUUUUGUUGUCUGCCGUAGGAGAAAAGGAAGUUGGAAUAUGCUAAGUGGCUCUCCCCCAGGAACCAGGCAGUCCAGCGACCUUGAGAAUGGCCCACCAGCCCCGGGUGGGGACACCAACCUAGAGUUGCUGAACAAAGGCCCGCUGACCUCCAAGGGCCCUGGAGGUGCUGAGCCGCUGCAGUUGGCUAACGGAGGUCUAGCAGCGCCAGGGCAGCCAGAAGAGCAGACCGAAUUCUCGAGGCCCCCAACCGCCGGCCAAGCAGAGCCAUCCACCUCUGUCGAUGGCUAGGAGCAGGAGCUCAGACCAUCCGCAAUGUGACGAGAACAGUUUUUGAAAGAUGUUUCCUGUGAUGCCAUCAAUAAGAACUUGUGCAAUCUGUGCUUGCUUCGGCAGCACAUAUACUAAAAUUGGAAUGAUACGGAGAAGAUUAGCAUGGCUUCUGCGCAAGGAUGACAUGUCCAUUCGUGAAGCGUACCAUAUUUUUGGACUCUAUGGGAGAAGGCAAGGGUGGGAUGAUCUGAGAGAACAGCAUUGAAACAUGGAUACUAUCAAG
This is a messenger RNA of Odocoileus virginianus texanus, 2782 nucleotides long. Lineage: Eukaryota; Metazoa; Chordata; Mammalia; Artiodactyla; Cervidae. The record is from RefSeq and is a predicted model, not a curated record.